This is a messenger RNA of Pseudovirgaria hyperparasitica, 706 nucleotides long. RefSeq lists its product as uncharacterized. The transcript has a single exon. NCBI's taxonomy places the organism in Eukaryota, Fungi, Ascomycota, Dothideomycetes, Acrospermales, Acrospermaceae. The record is from RefSeq and is a predicted model, not a curated record. Bases 211 to 543 code for a protein of 110 amino acids.
CUAGAAUUAAGACUCCAGAAAGCUUUCUAACUGUAUCUAAAAGUAUAUUUAGAUAUUAUUAAGAAAACUUCCAAUAAGAAGAUCGUCAUCGGCGCAGCCCUCACCGCCCUCGGUGCCGCCAACAUCAGCCACGUCACCGUUGCCUUCCUCGGCGCCCUGAGCACCGUCAUCGCAGGCCUGGUCACCUAUCUGCGCUCUCGCGGCCAGUCAAUGCGCGCUCGCAUGUUCCGCGACGACCUCGAGCGCGUCGUAGAUGAGAUAGAAAACAGCGAAAUCAUGUGGCUGGGCAUACAGAAGGGUGUACAUGGCUACGACGAGAUCGACGUCGACGAGGUCAGCGUGCGCAGCGAGGUCGCCCGCCUCACGCGUCUGUACGAUCGCGCUAUCAAGAACCACCUGCAGAGCAACCCUGAGGGGGUUUUUGAAACCUCAGUUGACCUUCGAUUUUUGACGUUUCUGACCUCCAAUUCCCGUUUUUCCGCCGAGUAUUUGAAACCGUAUCUCACCUCCAGCUUAAAACCCGAGCUGAUGACCAGGGUUUAAAGACGGCGUGGUACUAAAGGAAGACGGCGUGGAACUAAAGGAAUGUGGCUUCGGGAUGGCUAAACUUACCUAUAUUAGGUAUAGUUAGAGGUCAAAAAUCGACGUUUUUGAGCAGCAAGUAUUUUUCGCACGUCGAAAAACUCGAAUCUAUUCGAUUUCGCCU